CCCUAAUAAGCAGUGACCCAUCCUGAGCGGUGACUCAGAGGGUUUGCUGCCCUCCAGCGUCCACACCUCCGUGGAAACUUGUUGCGGUCAUAACAGCUAGCGGCUAGCUCCCAGCUAACGUUAGCCGCUCAAUAACCAGCAGCAGUCACAGGGAAGCUCGUGCUCCGUCCACACACCAAUGACAGGGACACCCACCUCACAAAUAUGCGCCCGGAUAUUGUCUGAUUCUCGGCCGCUUCUUCUCCGCGACACCCUGUGAAGCUGUCUCUCAUCUCUAAAGCGCAGUAACUUAACUCGGAUAUGGAUUCUGAACGACAGAAACGAAGAGAGGAGAUCCAGAAAGCAAUGAGCUUUAUCCAGUCAUCGUUGCCCUUUCCAGAGCCUGAGAGUUAUGAGCCAUUCCUGACCCAGUUGGUGUGUAACUUGCUGGACGAGGGCAAUUCCUGCUAUCGAGAUGGGGACUGUCGCCAGGCGACCCAGCAGUAUGGGGAAGGGAUAAGUGUCACCCGCUACGCCCAGGCAGAGGCCCUUGUGAUCCCUCAAGAGCUGCUGGAGGGCCUCUACUUAAACCGGGCUGCUGCCUACUAUCAAACGAGGGAGUAUGAGAGAGCUGACCAGGACUGCGACAGUGCACUAUACAUGUCCGAAGGCAGUCGCAGGGCUUUGUACCGAAAAGCUCUUUGUCUGAGGGAGCUGGGACGACUCAGAGAGGCCUAUGAGUGUGGAACCAAAUGUCUCCUCACAGCACCACACGACCGACAGGUAACUGAACUGGCCCAGGAUCUGGCCAAUAAACUGGGCCUGAAGGGCCGUAAAGCUUAUGUCAGCCCUCAGAUAGAGUCCUCAGCCAGUGAUGGGGAGAAUCAUGGGGAGUCAUCCCCACCCACUGGAGAGAUGUCUUCCAAUGGGCUGGAAUCGCUGGGUGACAUUGGACAAGCGGACAUGUCCAGUGCACAGUGCAUCCCUGCUCCUCUGGCCACGCCCAUCCCAGUCAGUGAUGAACCGGGGAGCCCCGUAGUGAGCCCGUGCACUGAUUUGUCAGAGAGCCCCAGCAGCCAGGCCCUGGCUCCCAUGCCGUAUUCUGUCCCGGUGUCUGAGCACAUGGACGAGUGCAACAGCAUCAUCAAAGAUGAACUAGACAGUCUGUUGGAAUGCAACCCCAAGAAAGUCAGUGAGAAUCCUGUCCAGGGUGCCAUCCCCACCAACCUUCCCAACACGGCGGUUGCUCUCCGGCCUCCAUACUCUCCCAACCUUCCGGCCCCAUCUCCACAGCUUCCCCCAGCCUUCUUCAGCUCCUCCAUCAGUGACAUGCCCCCAAUGGAGUCUUACCCGCCGCUGGCCCAGCGGGACCAAGGCUCUACCCAGGCGCAGGACGCACUGGGAGGCUUCUCCCCAGAUGGAGAAGGAAAAGCAGGAGUCGCCACUGGCGGGCUGGACUCCUUGUCUGAAUACACUCUCCCUGGGGGACGAGUGUGUCACAGCUUCAUCCCGGGAAUUCGCACGAACAAUGUUGCUCAUGCAAACGGUCCAGCAGGAACAAACUUGUCCCUGCUCUCCAGGAACCCCCUGGCAGCUACGCAUGAGUUUCGGCAGGCCUGUCAUGCCUGUUACAGCCGAAUAGGUCCCCGUGUGAUGGACUACAAAUAUCAGCCAGAGGCAGCACAUCGUUGCAAGAGAGACGUACUUUUGUGUCGCCUCAAAAACACAGAUGACCCCACCUGGAAGAGGAUCCGGCCCCGGCCUGCACGGAACAACUUCCUGGGGGCAUUUGUACUCUGUAAAGAGGUGCAGGAGCGUCAGGAGUGCCAGUAUGGGGAGAAUUGUACAUUUGCCUACUGCCAGGAGGAAAUUGACGUGUGGACGCAAGAAAGGAAGGGCGCAUUGAGCCGAGAGCUGCUGUUCGAUCCGCUGGGCAGCACAGAGCGACGGGCGCUCAGCGUCACCAGACUGCUGCAGCUCCACAUGGGAAUGUUUAUGUUCCUCUGUGAGGAAUGUUUUGACAGUAAGCCUCGCAUCAUUAGCAAACGCAGCAAAGAAAACUUAUCGGUCUGCUCAAACCUCACAGCUCGACACCCGUUCGACGAUAACAAGUGCCUGGUGCACGUGGUGAGGUCAGCCAAUGUGCGCUACAGUAAGGUGCGUCCCCUGCACCCCCUCUGUCAGUUUGACGUUUGUCGCCACGAGGUCCGUUACGGCUGCCAGCGCGAGGACAGCUGCUCUUUUGCGCACUCUGUCAUAGAGCUCAAAUGCUGGGUCCUACAGCAGGAUACUGGUAUCACCCAUGAAGAGAUGGUGCAGGAGUCCAAGAGACACUGGCAACGGCUGGAGCAGAAUGCACAGAAGCAGCAGAAGCCCAUCCAUUUCCCCCACCCGAGCAGCGUACCUGCAGGAGGAGUCGGAGGAAUGGGAGGCGGGGGCGGAGGAAUUAUGGGAGACUGCCUCGGUGGCGGCGUUGGACCAGUGGGAGGCAUUGGGGUGGGGGGGUUGGGAGCCGCAGCAGGACGGGGACGACCCCUCAACCUGAAAAUGAAAUUUGUGUGUGGCCAGUGCUGGAGAGAAGGACAGGUCAACGAGCCCGACAAGAACCUAAAGUACUGCACAGCCAAAGCACGGCACAGCUGGACGAAGGAGCGUCGGGUCCUGCUGGUCAAAUCAUUUGAGAAGAAGAAGUGGGUUGUGGUUCGGCCUCUGCCUUUCUCUCGCACCUACCCUCAGCAAUAUGAUAUGUGUGUGCAUGUGAUGAAGCAGAAGAAGUGCCACUACAUUGGGAACUGCUCAUUCGCUCACAGUCUGGAAGAAAGGGACGUCUGGACAUACAUGAAGAACAACAGCUUGAGAGACAUGCAACAGAUGUAUGAACUGUGGCUGCAGCUCACCAAUCAGAGUAGACGCACAGAAAGCUCUGCAGUGACGCCGCCUCCAGAGGACAAACAGGUCACUAUAACGGCAGAUUACACAGAAAGCAUGGGAGGACGACGGUUGUCAGAUGGGGAUGACCUCUGAGUUGCUAUGGGGACCAGAGGCAGCUGAUUGCCGCGGAGCUGUAGCCAGACACAGACGGACCUGCCACACCAGCGAUCACUGAAACAGUCUGUCACCUUUCCAGUCUGACCUCCGCUAGCAACUAGCCAGCAGUGCAAGAGCAAAUGUCCACACAUCAGAGCAUUUGACCCCACACACACACAAACAGACACGUACACACAAACUACACAAACUAUUCACUCAACACAUGUUACAGGCACUGAUUAACACAAUUAGAAAGCUUCCUUAGUGAAAAUUCAGGACUUGGCUUAAGCUUAUUGUUUGUAUCAUGCAGCAGUUACACACUUUAGGUUCUCCUCCAGGUCAUUAUACUGCUAUCUCCCAGACAACUAGUUCAACUGACUAAAAGAUUCAGUUAGUGUUCCCUCGUACAGUUUGGACUGAGCAACUCCAUGUCCACCGGCCACCUUUUUUUGUUUUUGUUAUUUUGAAUCCUCGCAGCACUGAAACAGUUCUUGGUUGGGCGCGCUGGUCGCAGCUCUCAAAUAUUGCUUGUUGAUAAAUCAAAACUCAGUUGAAGCUCAGCGCUCUUACACAGAAAGUUUAAAUCGAAACUUCGGAGUGCCAAAAAUACCAAGUCCUCGGUGCUGUCCAUGGCAGCCUGGACUUAUUUGGAAGAGGUUCUUGGUGGACGCUUACUUGUUUAGCUGCGUAUCAACCAAAUCCCGCUCUCCUUCCUUUUUUGGAGAAUAAUGAUUUUAAGCAUUGUUCUUUUCCAAGGGGAGUUGUACUUCCUUGUUAUAUUGUCUGCCAUAUUGGCAGAACUCAGUGAAUGUAAUGCCUGCAUGGGCCUUUAAAAAACGAGGAAGUUAGUCAUGGAAUCAUGGAAUGUAUGCAGGAACACUUAUUAUGCUCGAAAACAAUCUUGUGUAACAUUAGCUUCCCCCCUCUUUAUUAUUAAAAUAUAAAUCCUGUGAUAGCUGUUUAUGGAAUCAUGCCAACUGGUCCGGUGAUGAACGAGCCAGGACACACACACACACACACACACCCCAACACAUUAACCCAACUAGAUCUUAUAAAACAUCUGUGGCUUAUGUACGUUUGGCUAAAGGCUUGUUUUUGUGCCGCUGUGUGCUCAAAGCAUCUGACAGAUGUGAAGCUGGUGUCACAAGGCUUCAGAGAGGUGACUACACAACAACAUACAACGUCCUGCCUGAGCUGCUCUCAGCAAUAGAUUAGUAGACAUAUUAAAGUUCAGACCGCAGAUGCCCAUCAGGAAAUGAUGACCUCACUCUGACUAAAGCACAGUGACAGUUCUGACCGUGCUGAAGACUUAAGUUGUGUGAAAAAUAUAAAAGCUCUUGUUAUUUAAAAAAAAAAAUUGAUCUGGUUCAGAAACAAUGAUUUAAAGAAGAAAAUGAUUGACAAAAGAAAAAAUAGGAAGGUUAUAUUUUUUUAAUCGUGGAUUGUUUCAGAUUUGAGAAUUCGCUGCAUCUUCAGUCAAACUGGGGUCAUCCUUUCACUGCGCACCCACCAUGCUCCCUCAGCCUUCAAAUGGAAACCUGUGUUCCUCAUAUGCACCCAAAUGUUUUGUUCCUGAUAGCUAACAGUAGCCCUGAGAUAAAAAAAAGGGCUACGCGCAUAUUGUGCCUAUAAACAACAUAUUCACAUUUGACACCAACACACACACACACUCACUCACCAACCCCCAGAGGUAGAAUAUCUGCCGUCAUCGUAUUCUAACCUUUAAUGUGGAAGGAGACGCGAUGGAAGUAUGUCAAUAUUCAGAUACAUAUACACACAUAUUAUGCAUAUUUACGAAUAAUGGUAUACUACUAAUAAUAAUUGAUAACUUAGCGGUUAAGCUUAAUAAAUAUAUAACCUGAAAACCUGUAUUGAUUACAUAGAACUUCUUGUUAUUGAGGUAUUGCUAUAUGACAUGUAUCGCUGAACUAGAUGACUAUAGUGAUUUUUUUUUUUUUUUUUUUAAGGAUUCUUUUAUUUUGUAAUUUCUCCUUCUGUGUGGGUUGUUCCAGACGGGGUUCAUUUGAAGGAACUGCAGCAGAAGUAGAAGUAGAUUUCUGACAGUUAAAAGUUUAACAUAGAGUGCAGAGACGUGGAGUAAAUCACCCAGAUGACAGGGUCUGUUAGGAUUUUCUUAUUUCCUAAGUGCAGCAGCUAUACUAUGUGUACAAAAGCAUGCAACGUAUGGAUGAAAUUUACACAGAAGCUGAAAUUGAUAUUUCAAAUAUUAUAUUUUAAUUCUGAGUGGCUUCAGUUCACUGAAUCAAUUUAGAAAACAGCUUAAAUCCCGAUGUUGCACUCAAACAGUACUAAGAAUGUUAUGGCUAAUGCCUUGGCCAAACUAGUUGCAUUUGCAUUGUGUGAUGGCUGUGUUGCUGGUCUGUUGCGUGGGUUUCUCGUAUGACUACUGUAUUUCCAUGAAUUUAAGUAGCCUAUGUAUUCAACUAAAUACCAGAUCUCUGAGGUAUGAAGCUGUGCCUCUUCCAGUCCAAAAUCAAAGUAAAAGCUAGAAAGCUUUUACUUCGAAACAGGUACAGGAAGUGUUGCAACUAUUAAUGUUUGUGACAGAUGAACUGCAUGUGUCAUGUGGAGAAAAUAGGCAGCGUCUCUCAAUCAUCCAUUGAUGCAUCGGCGUAACAGGCGCGAAAAGUUAAUAAGUUGAACAUAGUGUUUUUAUUUCGUAUAGAUGUGAAUAUGAAACCACUACAUCGUUUAUUUGUUUUGUUUCUUCCCACCUCUGUCUGCAGUCCCACACAUUUAAGCCAUUGGAUAAAUACUAAACAGAUAAAUGGUUGUGAGGUCACAGGGUGGUAAUCAUGCAGCUCCUGAAUUUGAACCUGAUCUCUCGGUGACUACUAGUAUCAAGCCCUUGUCUGGAACAGCCCAAGGUAUUAGCUUCUUUGAGGGAUUGUAUUACUACUACUCUUAGUAUUAUGAUGAAUAUGAUGACGAUAAUGAUUGCUAUCUAUUGACUAUUUCUAUUUCUCUUCUAUAUGCUAUUGAUAUAUGUAUGUUAAUUGCAAUGUAUAACUUUCUCUUUAUAUAUGUAUCCAUGUAUAAAUAUAAUAAUUUACAGUAAAUAUGCAUCUGUGUAUGCGGCAGUGCACAGCUCCAUCUGGGAGGCAGUGAGCAGAACACAUCAGACCCCUGUUAGCUGUUGUAGGAAGGUUCUCCAGUUUGUCCAGCCUACAGUUGGUGUCCUCCAUUUACACAGUAUGUUAGGCAUACUAUAUAUUAAGUAUGUCUGAGCUCUGCUUGUAGGCCUGAAGAGAGUUUAAAGGUGACAGAAAUAGAUAGUCGAUGAUGAAAGUAUAUAUAUAUAUACUGUAAAUUGUUUCCCCUCUUCAGUGUCAACCUACCAGCAGAGCUCUCUGCUCACUGCCUGAGCUGUGCAUCCUUCUUUGUUUUGAGUUUGAGUCUCUGGUCAGGGACAAAAGCAUACAUAGAGGCCUAUAUACUCCCGUAUAGCGCCUUAUUUGAUAUACUACAUCUAUAAGAUGAUACAUACCCCUAUUGUAUAAUCCUUCUUACUAUAUACAGUAUAUGAUACCUGAUACCUAUUAUAAUACUUAGACACUCUAUAAGGUAAUUUAGAUAAGAGAUGGUGGAGCUGUUUUUUUUCUCUGUGGCUGUGGAAGAGUUUGCUGUUGUCAGUGACGUGUUCCCAUCUUGUUUUUCAGGGAGUUUUAAAAAAGGACAGGUAUAUAGGAGAGCGCAAUAUACUUUACUGAUCUUUAUCAUUAAAGUGGACAAACAAUUUCCCCAUCCUUGUUUAAAGUCCUGCGUUGAGAAACCUGCUGAAGGGAAAAGUUUUGACCGAAAAACGUCUUGCUGAAGGCUCCCCUUCCAUUGAUGGAGAAAGACGAGCAUUGAUUAUAUAAUUGACACACGGAAAGACCCCCUAAAAAAGGACAGCUGAAACAUGUGGGCUUUGUGUUCUGUGUGUGUUGUUAAAGGUGAGCAAAUCAUGUCACUAAUUUAAAAGGGGGGCAGCUUGCUGCUGCAGCAUCUGUACAUGAAACAAAUCUCCCAUCGUAAUUAUUAAUUAAAGAAGGUUUUUCCCGUCAUAAACAAACUUGGUAUUGCCCUGUUGUGCAACUUCAAAGCAGAUACUUUAUCAGUCUCCCUUAUCAAGUACGAUUGAUUUGCCCUUCAUGCUUUAAAAGGUGAGGAAACCCGUUCACGAGAUGUAAAGUUUGUCAGGCAAUGGUCAUUGACCCUGCGACCAAAAUGACUGCUUUACCGUCCUGUCGUCUAUAAAUUAUACAGUUUGUGGCAAUCUUUUAUUUUCCGGAUCCCUUACAGCUAAAUCAGUAGCGUGCCACAAUAAGACACAGUAAAAGACCGUUUUGGAAUCUGAAAUGAAAUAAAAAAGGAUCCUUCAGCUUCAAAACUCUUUCAACAUUGUAUUCUGCAAUUCUUUUUCUGACUUAUGAAGCAUUUCACUUCCUUCUCAACAUGAAUGGAAAGGUUCUCAGUCAAAGGUGACCUUAUUUCCCUAAAACCUGCUUCGUUUUUUCUUGUAACUACUAUACAUACUUUUUAUUAAGAUGGGGACUGUCUCAAUAAGGGGUGACUUAAAAUUCCAUUACCAAUAUCCAUUCUACAAGUAUCUGCCUUUAACCUUCCAAACUCCUCCAAGACUUUGGCACAAGAAACCCACAACAUGUGCGGCCUCUCACUGCCUCUUAUGCCAUUACUACAACACUAAUAAUUGAUCAAGUGUGUUGUCUUGCUGGUGUUUAAGCAGUCGGAUUAUUUUGUUUAUUUCUGCGGUUGCUACCAAACCUUUGAAAUUGAAAUUCAUUGAUUUAAGAGAAAUGGUUCUACUCGGUUAUUAUAAAUCUCGAAGUCAGUUGGUUGAAAGGUUGUCUUUGUCCUUUAUCUGAGUAAAAAGGCUCAUGUCCUGUGCAGUACUGGUUAUUCCAUCUGUAGUUAAAUUGAAUGACGCGGUUCUCAGCUGUGAAACACUCUUCCCAGUCAGUAAGUGCUCAUGUGACAGCCACCCACCCCCCUCCCUCCCAUUCCCAGCGACCUUUAUAACGCUGGUGGCAUUUGAUUUGCAACAAAAACACACACCCUUAACCAGCCACAAAAAAAUCUUAAUGAAUCUCUUUUCAUUCGGUUAGAAAAAUACUAUUGGUUAUAAGAAUUGUUUUUCAACAACUCGGAUGAAGAAAACCAGGGUUGUAAAGAAGUUGAAAAUACAAGGCCUCUUUUUGUACUGUAUUUUUACAUUUGGUUGUUUUAUGUUUUGUCUUAUCUUCAUGACUAAGUUUUCUCUUUUCUCCUCCCUGGUUGGAAAUUCAUGAUCACACAAGUGGACCAAAUCUCUUGAAAGCAUUUAAUAAACAGACCGUUUUAGAACGAAA
Platichthys flesus (European flounder) is the source of this 8378-nucleotide messenger RNA. It is a transcript of the gene zc3h7bb, whose product is annotated as zinc finger CCCH-type containing 7Bb. The record is from RefSeq and is a predicted model, not a curated record. The transcript is spliced from 21 exons. Gene Ontology annotation, biological process: miRNA processing. NCBI's taxonomy places the organism in Eukaryota, Metazoa, Chordata, Actinopteri, Pleuronectiformes, Pleuronectidae. Bases 301 to 3003 code for a protein of 900 amino acids. Gene Ontology annotation, molecular function: metal ion binding; protein binding; miRNA binding.